Molecule: messenger RNA, 1180 nt
Organism: Diaporthe batatas
Lineage: Eukaryota; Fungi; Ascomycota; Sordariomycetes; Diaporthales; Diaporthaceae
Exons: 2
Coding region: 211-921 (236 amino acids)
Source: RefSeq, a predicted model, not a curated record
UGUUGAUCCUGUCGCACCCACGCGUCUCUCCCCGUCCCGGUCCUGCGGUCACACAACAUCCUUUUCCUCCGCGAGGGCUCCCUCAAACCAACACAAGCAACGAGUUCCAAAGUCACCGUCGCCGAAAGCACGGUAGCAACAGCAUUAGCAACAACAGCACAACAAGAACAACAACAACAACAACAAGCCACCCCACCACCAUCAAUCAAGAUGGUGGCUACACGCUCUGCCUCGCGCGCCCUCACUCCCGGCCUCGACAUGGACGCUCCGGACCUCAGGGUCUCCCCUCGCAAGCAACGCGCCCCGAGGCCCGCCCCGCCAUCCGGCUGGUCCCACGCCCCGACCACUACGACCCUCGUCUGGCUGUUCAUCUCCCUGCCGCUCGUGAUCUGGGAUACCGGCUACGUCCUCGGCCGCCCCGCCACCAUGCCCGGAGGCUGGGCCCACGCUCCAUUCUGGACUCCCUACGCCUUGUACGGCGAGGUUGACCACAUGUACGGCCGCAAGCAGUUCGACCUGGGCAAUGGCUUCACCGCGGCCCAGGGCACCUUGAACGUCGUCGAGACCCUCAUGUACAUCGCCUACUUUGUCAUCUGGUAUCGCGCCGCCGGCAGUCUCGGCCUGAGGGACGCCAAGGAGAGGAGGAGGAUUGCUGGCGGUGCCGCUGGCCUGGCUGUCCUCGUCGGCUUCUCCGCUAGUGUCAUGACCGUCAGCAAGACCGUGCUCUACUGGCUGAACGAGUACUUCUCCGGUUUCGACAACAUUGGCCACAACAAGCCGUGGGAUCUUAUCUUCCUGUGGAUUAUUCCAAAUGGUGCCUGGCUCAUUGUGCCCUCCUACAUGAUUUACCAACUUGGUUCCGAACUCUUGGAUGCCGUCAAGAUCGCAUCGCGGGCUACGGGUUCGACGAAAUAUGAUUGAGCCGAGUAUAUCGGCCCGGGCAGGGCAUGCAUUGGAAUGUAAAAUAAUCCACGUGGCUUCAAGCCAUUAUGAGCUGGUGAUAUGGACGAGUACACGCUUCAACACAUGUUGAGCCCGACUGUAAGAGUGAUAUGAGGAGCUGAUCGCCCUGGCGACAUUUCGAGCUCUUCCCCUUUUGCUAUCUUUCCGGCUGGAUCCGUUCUGGCCAUCUAUAGAAGCGAGUUUCGAUUAAUGUCUAUUCAAGGCUGCAUUCGAUCAA